Penicillium alfredii is the source of this 339-nucleotide messenger RNA. Its product is annotated as ubiquitin-related modifier 1. Gene Ontology annotation, molecular function: protein tag activity. The record is from RefSeq and is a predicted model, not a curated record. Gene Ontology annotation, cellular component: nucleus; cytoplasm. Gene Ontology annotation, biological process: protein urmylation; tRNA thio-modification. NCBI's taxonomy places the organism in Eukaryota, Fungi, Ascomycota, Eurotiomycetes, Eurotiales, Aspergillaceae. The coding region runs from base 1 to 339 and encodes 112 amino acids. The transcript has 3 exons.
AUGGCCGAUUCAGCUGCCGGAGGCGAGGCCUCCAUUCUAAUUACCGUCGAGUUCACUGGCGGACUCGAGAUGCUCUUUUCCAAUGAGCGCAAACACCCAAUUGUGCUACCCCCUCGCUUAGAUGAUGGAAGUCGACCUAAUAUCACGUACCUACUUCAACACCUGGUCGAGCACGUCAUGAGAGACCAGAGGAAAGCAUUGUUUAUCAUGGAAGACAAUGUGCGACCGGGCAUCCUGGUUUUGAUCAACGAUACUGACUGGGAACUCGAAGGUGAAGAGAAAUACGAGCUUCAACAGGGAGAUAAUAUUGUCUUUGUGUCAACGCUACAUGGGGGAUAA